AUGUCCGUCAACCCUCUCCCCUCUCGACCUUCCUCGACGCUUCGUCGGAAUAGCAGCUCCCUUCUCUCCAAAUUCCGCUCUCAACUCGGCCCUCGCAAUCGCAGCAUCACCGACUUCUACAUCGAACCCGACGACCCGUGGCGUUCCUAUUUUCCGGGCGAUACCAUUACCGGGACGGUCGUGCUGACCGUUGUCCGACCCGUUCGCAUCACACAUCUCGUCGUCUGUCUGCAUGGCUUUGUCAGAGUGUUCAAGAACACCGUUCCGACGGGGGAGUCGUCACCAGAGUUGGGCUUCCUGGGUCCUGGGCGCGGGCGUCGGGGGCCAGAAUACUUGGGGAAUGGUCUCUCCACGUUGUUUGAGGACGAGGUCGUCCUGUGCGGGGAGGGUCGUCUCAAGGAGGGCGUCUACAAGUUUCGCUUCGAGAUGUCUUUCCCUCCAUAUGCGCUACCCAGUAGCAUUAAUUUUGAACGAGGCACCAUCGCCUAUAUGCUUACGUCCACCCUAACCAAGCCGACCACGAUCAACCCGACCUCCACCUGCCGAAGACGCGUCACCGUGCUGGAAAAUAUUGAUAUUGCCCCUUUUCCUCGCCCCAAACCUCGAAUUGUCACCCUCGAGCCUGUCUCUCGACGCACCAAAUCCAAAGCGAAGGCCAAGUCAGCGGGAUCUGACGCGCCCGACACCCAAUCGCUCGAGCCUUCGGAUCAUGGCGAAAGCUCGGCCGAUACUCGUCCGCCGCUCAGUCCGACACCUAGUAACGUCAGUUCCUCGAGCCGACCGAGCAACAGCAGCCUGAGCUUCCGGGUUCCUAGCGAUCCAAGUUCAUCAACCAGCACCGGUAUGCGAAACAGUGAGGCUCGGAGCAUUACCCCAUCAGUGACGGAAGGAACCAUCAUCGCAAAGGCCGAAGUUAUGCGUGCGGGCGUGCUGCCAGGCGAUACAUUGCCGAUUACGGUGACAAUCAACCAUUGCAAACAAGUGCGCAGCGCGCAUGGAAUUAUCGUGACUCUAUACCGCCAAGGCCGGAUCGACCUGCAUCCGGCUAUUCCGAUGGGGAAACCGGACGGGAAGAAACCAGUUUACGAAGACUACUAUCCGCGUUCUCGGACAGGUCUGGGAGGUCUCACUCUCGGCUCCAGUCGCACCACCGGUGUCUUUCGGAAAGAUUUGACGCAGACCUUUGCACCACUUAUUGUGGACCCCGUGACUAUGACGGCGGUGAUUAAGACCUCGAUCCGCGUACCGGAAGACACAUUUCCCACUAUCACACGCACCCCAGGAAGUAUGAUCAAUUUCCGGUAUUAUGUCGAGGUAGUGGUGGACCUCCGAGGGAAGCUCACCUCUCCCGACCGGUUUUUGCCGCGAUUCAACAUGGUGACCUCGGGUGGGAAUUACUCGCCCAGUGGGCAGGUGUUGAACCCGACCGAUGUCAAUAACAGUGCCAUUACAGCCAAUUGGUCGGGCAAUAUUCUGGACACGGAUCAGAUCCGACGCGAGAAGGGCGUGGUGGCGGUCGUCUUUGAGGUUGUGAUUGGCACGCGGGAUUCGCAACGAGGAGCAAAACGGACAGAAUCCGCACCGUCGGUGGCAGCGGGACCUGAAGACCUCUCACAGGGCAGUUUCACCACCGAGCGAGAGGUGAGGCCGACUGAGCCGAGUUCGCAACCUCACGGUGAGACGGAGUAUCACGAGGACCAAGCGUAUUCCUAUGACCCGUCGCAUUGGCCUGAGUAUCCGGGUCAAGGGUAUGGGGAGGAACCGCAGUCGUACCAAUCGCUCGAAGAGAUGGUCUCCACCCCGCUUACGGAGGAGCCGAUGGAUGAAAAGGCGCGGUUACAGCGCGCUGAGCAGAUGCUUCUCCCUAGCCAACCUCCUGGAGAUGACCCCGGUGUCGGAUCCUCGGAGAUGGCAAUGCCCACCGCGCCGGUGCUUCCGGAAGACGAUCACCUGCAGGACUACCAGCAUCUGCCUUCUCCGGCCGAAAAUGGCACCCCGCGCCCGGCUAUCUCGGCGGAAUCGAUGCAGACCGUAGUGCCGGGCAGUAGUACGAUGGCUGCCAGUGAGGCAGCGCAGACGGGAGAUGAUAAACAAGAGAUGGAGCGACGCCGACUGAUGGCGCAAGCCAGCGCACCCGAGGCACCGGAGGUAGCGCCGGCUGAGCCAGGCGAUGCACCCACAGCGCCGGUUUUCCAUGACGACGAAGAGGACCACCACUUGGUGGGUGGUAUGGCGCAUGGCGACGAGUCAUUACCGCGGUAUCAGCGAUGA
This is a messenger RNA of Aspergillus homomorphus CBS 101889, 2271 nucleotides long. It is a transcript of the gene rim8, whose product is annotated as pH response protein PalF. The transcript has 2 exons. The record is from RefSeq and is a predicted model, not a curated record. Gene Ontology annotation, biological process: ubiquitin-dependent endocytosis. Gene Ontology annotation, molecular function: ubiquitin protein ligase binding; protein-macromolecule adaptor activity. Bases 1 to 2271 code for a protein of 756 amino acids. Gene Ontology annotation, cellular component: plasma membrane; cytoplasm; cytosol. Lineage: Eukaryota; Fungi; Ascomycota; Eurotiomycetes; Eurotiales; Aspergillaceae.